Liolophura sinensis is the source of this 1445-nucleotide messenger RNA. Its product is annotated as epoxide hydrolase 1-like. NCBI's taxonomy places the organism in Eukaryota, Metazoa, Mollusca, Polyplacophora, Chitonida, Chitonidae. The transcript has 6 exons. Bases 209 to 1243 code for a protein of 344 amino acids. The record is from RefSeq and is a predicted model, not a curated record. Gene Ontology annotation, molecular function: catalytic activity.
AUACAUAAAAGUAAUCGCCAACGCCCAGCACUUUCUGUUCAAGUGAGAGUUUAUAUGGGUCAUGCAUACAGAGUCGCUGUUCAUAUCACUUGUGGCUACUACAACAGGCGUGCGGCAGCGCGUGUAAGUCUUAGUGUAUAGGCCAUACAGUGAGUGUCUGACCCUCAAUCGUCUGUUCUAACGGACACAGGUACAUAACUAGCUGACCAUGGCCGGCUUUGUAGCACACCUCGUCCGACGCGUCAUCACUCUUAGCAUUGGGCUCUACUACGGAUCUGUGGUCAGCGGUGGGUUGUUGAUAGAUUUUGUCAGGAAUGGCCGGGGAUUGUUUUACAUCAAGAAGAGAGACAAAAGACCCGAGUGCCUGGAUGACCCCGCCUUGGGGAAGCAUAAGUUCAUUCAGCUAGAGAAUAUUAAGCUACACUAUGUGGAAGCUGGGCAACCAGGGAAACCACUAAUGUUGUUCGUCCAUGGUUUCCCAGAGUUUUGGUUCUCAUGGAGGUAUCAGCUGAGAGAGUUUCAGAAGGAUUACAGAGUGGUGGCUAUUGACCAGAGAGGUUACAACGAGUCGGACGCUCCCAGCGGGAUCGAAAACUACACCAUCGAUAAGAUGGUUGGCGACUUGAAACAAAUCAUUCCAGCAUUGGGCUAUGACAAGUGUGUCUUGGUCGGGCAUGACUGGGGUGGCAUCAUCUGUUGGGCAUUUGCUCUACAGUUUCCCCAGUACAUCGAACGUCUGAUCACCCUCAAUGCUCCACACCCUAAGGUCUUCCUGGAGCACAUGAACACUCAUUGGAGCCAGUUUCGGAAAUCUUGGUAUAUGUUUCUAUUUCAGCUGCCUUACCUGCCAGAGUUCUGGAUGAGAAAUAUGGAUAUGAAGCAGUUGGACGAGUUUUUCCUGAGCGAACAGUACGGAGUCCGCUCUGGAAUAAUGACUAAGGAAGAUCUGGAGGCCUACAAAUACGCAUUUUCUCUCCACGGGUUCACUUGUCCUAUUAACUACUACCGUGCGUCUUUCGCUAUACCUCGGGCUCGAGCGGAUUUUAAGCCUGUCCAGGUACCCACGCUGACUGUAUGGGGGAACAAGGAUGCUGCUAUAGACACAGAAGUUGCCUACAGUGCCGCCAAGCAUGUCCCCGACUACACUCUGAAGAUCGUGGAUGACGCCAGUCAUUGGGUGCAGAUGGACCAGCCAGCUAUUGUUAAUGACCACAUUCGAACCUUCUUGAAAUCCAAACUUUGAUAACAUCAACUAUCUUAAAAAUACCACGAGGAUAUCUUUGGAAGUUUCGCACGAAUAUGUGCAAUGGGAGAAUUCAUUACUUGUCUAUUUCAUGUGAUACAGUCUCGCAAAGCGGACCUCAUUUGAUAUAUGGCCACUGGUCAGGAAUAUAACGUAGACUAUAUGUUUUCCUUAUAAACCCAAGAUAUAUAUUUAUGUAUAC